AUGGCGUCUCCACAAGACAACACGCCGUCCGGGGCGACCCCAAAACCACCGACGUCCGAAGAGACCCCGGACCAGGUGAAGCUGCGAAUCAACGGCGGCGAGCGGCUCAACAUCCGCAAGAACAACCCGGCCGAGACGGGGUUCGAUCCGGCGACGAGCAAGUGGAUCAAUUACUUCAAGGUGCUGACGGGCAGCAUGACCAAGGAGGGCCAGUUCCACUACCGCGAGCACCUGUACCGGACCAACGAGGAGCGCGACAUCAAGCGGUGCGAGGAGCAGCGUGACUGGCUGUUCCGCUACUCGCCCGUCGUGCGCUACAUGCGCGACCAGAUCCGGCUGCUGGGCGGCGAGCUCGACGCCGACAAUGUCGUCUGUCGCAGGUGCCCCUCGAGGCUGACCGAGGACGGGAGGAUACUGGGUCAGGCAGGCGGCUUCAGUCCGCAGCACGGCAUCCUGGUCUGCGCCAACUCGAUACGGGACCGGAAGCACCUAGAGGACACGUUGGCACACGAGAUGGUGCACGCCUACGACCACUUGAGGUGGCAUGUGGACUUUAUUGGGGAGAAGGAUCUGAGGCACGCUGCAUGCACAGAGAUUCGUGCGUCAAUGUUGAGUGGAGAGUGCAGGUGGACAAGAGAGGCGUUUAACAGAGGCAACUGGACAGUGACACAACAGUUCCAGAACUGCGUACGCUCCCGAGCUAUCAUGUCGGUAAGGGCGCGUGCCCGGUGCAGGGACACGGAGCAUGCCACCAAGGUUGUCAACCAAGUGUGGGACUCUUGUUUCUCAGAUACCAGGCCAUUUGAUGAGAUAUACAAAUGA
Molecule: messenger RNA, 822 nt
Organism: Pyricularia pennisetigena
Lineage: Eukaryota; Fungi; Ascomycota; Sordariomycetes; Magnaporthales; Pyriculariaceae
Exons: 2
Coding region: 1-822 (273 amino acids)
Biological process (GO): mitochondrial proton-transporting ATP synthase complex assembly; mitochondrial protein processing
Cellular component (GO): extrinsic component of mitochondrial inner membrane
Molecular function (GO): metalloendopeptidase activity
Source: RefSeq, a predicted model, not a curated record